GUGUACUCAUACUCUGCAUGAACAUAUCAAGUCAACAACUAUCCCUCUGAUCAUAGCAGAGUCACUCUGGUUACUACAAUGCCAUCUUUACCUUCCUCUUUCUUCAAAAUGGUUCCUCUCUUCUCUCUUCUUUUAUUCUCACUCAUGAUUCGUUGUAGUACUUCUCUGGGUCCACCUUCACCUGGGUACUACCCUAGUUCCAAAAUCAGCCCUGUUAGCUUUAACGAGGGAUUUAGAAACCUUUGGGGACCUCAGCAUCAAAGACUAGACCAAGACACAUUAACAAUCUGGCUUGACAAAACCUCAGGGAGUGGAUUCAAGUCACUUCGCUCUUACCGAUCUGGAUACUUUGGUGCUGCUAUUAAGCUUCAACCUGGUUAUACUGCCGGAGUCAUAACAUGUUUAUACCUUUCAAACAACCAAGACUUCCCGGGAUACCAUGAUGAAAUAGACAUUGAGUUCCUUGGUACCACGCCAGAUAAGCCAUAUGUCUUGCAGACAAAUGUAUACAUGAGAGGAAGUGGAGAUGGGAAUAUUAUAGGGAGAGAGAUGAGGUUUCACCUUUGGUUCGACCCAACACAAGAUUUUCACAACUACGCUAUUCUGUGGGAACCCAGUGAGAUCAUAUUUUUAGUGGAUGAUGUCCCAAUAAGGAGGUAUCCUAGAAAGAGUGAUGCCACGUACCCCACGAGACAAAUGUAUGUGUAUGGAUCAAUAUGGGAUGCAUCUGACUGGGCUACAGAGGGUGGAAAAUACAAAGCUGACUAUAAAUACCAACCCUUCAUUGGUAGAUACAGAAACUUCAAAAUACAAGGUUGUGCCCUUGAAGCCCCCACCUCAUGCAAGCCACCGUCUCCCUCACCAUAUGGCUAUGGAAGCUUAAGCCCUCAGCAAUAUGCUGCAAUGCAAUGGGUCCAAAACAACUACAUGGUCUAUGACUAUUGCCAUGAUCCUAGGAGAGACCAUACACUUACUCCAGAAUGCUAAAGUUCAAGUGGUUUGGUUCAAGUUGGUUUGUUUCAAAUUAAGUUAUUUUUUACUUUUCACCUGUUAAUGUCACCAUAACAGUUUGUUUAUUUAUGGGGUGGUUUUUGUGAUGGUCCCACUUGCUAAGGCUAAGUGUAAUUGCAACAACAGUGAGCGUCCAAGCCCCCCCUUAAAAAAGAUGGGUAUGUUUUCGUUGUUUAUUAUGUGAUUGUGUAGUACCCCACAAAAGAUUGGGAUGUUUUUGUUGUUUAUGUAACUGUGAUAUGAUUUACUAUUAUUUUAGUCCUUUUCCUAUUGAAAUAAAUCCAUUUGGAUGGUUUCCUAAUUUGUGUUUAGGUGCAAGAAAUGAGAAAACGGGCCUUUGUCCCUCUGAAAGUAAGCCGUUGGAAA
Messenger RNA from Cajanus cajan (pigeon pea), 1377 nucleotides. Its product is annotated as xyloglucan endotransglucosylase/hydrolase protein 31. Gene Ontology annotation, biological process: cell wall biogenesis; xyloglucan metabolic process. The record is from RefSeq and is a predicted model, not a curated record. Lineage: Eukaryota; Viridiplantae; Streptophyta; Magnoliopsida; Fabales; Fabaceae. Gene Ontology annotation, cellular component: cell wall; apoplast. Gene Ontology annotation, molecular function: hydrolase activity, hydrolyzing O-glycosyl compounds; xyloglucan:xyloglucosyl transferase activity.